CCCAUUACGAAUCUAGUGGGGAAGCUUUCCGGAUCUCCAUUCUCCAACAGCACCACCCCAGAGAGGAAGGAAGCCGAGGCUGCCGUGCAGCGGCGGCGACGAACCGCCGGAUUUCUGAGAGCGCGAGCGUGUGGGAGGGGUGGAAGAUGGCGAGCAGGCUCUGGAGGUGGUACGCGGACCGGCAGUUCCACAAGUGGGAGAAGACGGUGCUGUGGGACAUGGUGGAGCCGUACCGCCCGCCGCGCUCCUUCGCGCCGCUCGUCGGCACGUACGUCGCCGCCUUCUACACCGCAGUCGUCGCCGCCGCCUUCACCGAGCAGCUCUACAAGGAGAAGUAUUGGGAGGACCACCCGGGCGAGGCCGUGCCGAUCAUGCCGCCCAAGUUCUACUGGGGCCCAUGGAGGGUGGUGAACGGAGAGGUUCCCCGCUUUAUCCAGACUCCUGAUGAAGCCAAGCCUGCAUAGAAAGCUUUGAGGUUUCCACACAAAAUCUCGUAUUAGAUGAUGCUCAAAGUCCCUACCCCUCCUUGAUCAAGUGGCUUUUUCGAAUUUACUACUGAUGUGUAGUUACUACACUCUUAUCUCCAUCUAAUUUGUACUCUGGUGGUUGUACAAUGUCUUUUUCCAUUGAAUAAAUUGAUUGUUAAUUCAAUUCUGAAGCAAGCUGAGCUGAGUUU
Messenger RNA from Brachypodium distachyon (stiff brome), 676 nucleotides. RefSeq lists its product as uncharacterized. The record is from RefSeq and is a predicted model, not a curated record. Bases 147 to 464 code for a protein of 105 amino acids. The transcript is spliced from 2 exons. NCBI's taxonomy places the organism in Eukaryota, Viridiplantae, Streptophyta, Magnoliopsida, Poales, Poaceae.